CGUCAGACAGUGACGUGUCGAAGUGUCAAACAGAAAGGAUGUAAAAAAAAAAAAAAAAAAAAAGAUGAUCUUAAACUCUCCAGAUAAACUUACUAACAUAGUUAAUAGUCUCCCGCAGCGGGAGUUUGGAUGAAGCGGACCCACCCGUAGGUACAGGCUUUACAGGCGGACUGCGGCCUCUCUUCAGUUGAGUCGAGGAAAAACGGUUUGAACCGACUUUCAAACCCGCGACAUUGACCGUUGAGCUAACUUCAGUUAGCGACGGUCGACGCUAACCGGAGUCCGGUAAACUACCGUUAGCAUGGGGGAGCUAACGGUAACAUGUGACAGACAGUGAGGGCAGCUGCCGUUAAAACGUUUAUCCAGCUCAACUUAGGUUAGUCUUGUCGCCCAUCUUUUUUUUUUUUUUUUCGCCCCCCUCCUGUUUUUACCCCCCCUCCCCCCCUCCGGAGGGUAGCUGGCAGCGGGACACCGACCGCAGAGGAAGAUGUCUCGGAGGCGGCUGGACAGUCGCAGCGGGCUCUCCGCGGGGCUGCUCGGGGAGAUUCAGACCCCGAUCAGCACGGAGCCGAUGGAGGGUGUGUAUGAAAUCACCGGAGAGCUCGGGAGGGGGAAGUUUGCUGUGGUCAAGCGCUGUGUGGAGAAGGCCACGGGGAAAGUGUUUGCUGCCAAGUUCCUGCGGAAGAGGAGGCGAGGUCGCGACUGCCGGGCAGAUGUCAUUCACGAGAUGGCCGUCCUGGAGAUGGCCCGUAACAACGCCCGAAUUGUCAACCUGCACGCCGCUUACGAGACGGAUCACGACAUCGUCUUAGUGCUGGAAUAUGCGGCGGGUGGAGAGAUAUUUGACCACUGUGUGUCUGAGGAGCUGCUGCACGAGGCCCAGAUCACCCGUCUGAUCCGGCAAACACUGGAGGGAGUCCACCACCUCCACCAGAGUAACCUGGUCCACUUAGACCUGAAGCCGCAGAACAUUCUCCUGACCAGCCUGUCUCCUCCAGGAGACAUAAAGAUCGUAGACUUUGGCCUGGCACGCAGGCUGGGUGCGGUCGGAGAGCUCAGAGAGAUACUUGGCACACCUGAAUAUGUGGCGCCGGAGAUCCUGAAUUAUGAGCCAAUCACAACAGCGACUGACCUCUGGAGUGUGGGUGUUAUAGCCUACAUGCUGGUGACGGGCGAGUCUCCGUUUGCCGGGGACGACAAGCAGGAGACGUACCUGAACGUGUCCCAGAUCAGCGUGGACUACAGCAGGGAGGCCUUCUCCAGAGUGUCUGAGCUGGCUGUGGACUUCAUCCGCAAGCUGCUGGUCAAAGCGCCAGAGGACCGGCCCAGCGCUGCAGAGUGUAUGAGCCACCCCUGGCUGUGGCAGCAGCAGUUCUGUCUGAGCCCGGACCCCGCCACCACCCGCACCGUCCGCGAAAGGAGCUGCGGCACCAAGUGGACCGCCCCGCCCGAAGACCCCGAAGACAAGGAGAACUUCCUGGACUCGCCCCACUCGCACGCAAAAAGGUUUCGCUUCGACGAGGAGCGUCCCGCUGCCGGAGACGGUGACUUUUGAAAAAGUCCCAUUAAAAAAAAGGGGGAGGAAUUGAAGUGUGAGGCAGGAGUGCCCGCUCCUUCCUCGGAGCUUUUAAAUUCUUUUAAGCCUCCAGAAAAACCAGCUGUCUGCUGCCCACCACUCAAAAGUGCUUUGGUUGUGUUUAUAUUCCACUAAUUAGCAAAAUUCCACGAUCGACCACUCAAACCAAAGAUAACCAGCUAAAUUUUGAAAUCUUAUCACUGAUCCAUCGCCUUUAAAAAAAAAAAGUGUGACAAUUGUACAGUAUGUCUCAAUUAAUGCAGUGUGUUUAACCUAAAGUAUUUAAUAUGUAUCAAUGUUCAAAUCUCUGGUGUUCUUAAAGCGCUGCAUAAGCCCGCUCUGUGCUGAGAGUACUGAUGAAGGCUAGUGUGGAGUAUUUCUAGGGAAAUCUAUGCAACACUUCUCUCGUGCAUUUUAAUUCUAUUUUCUACAGAAACCUUAAAGAAGUUAAUCUCUCUCUGCCUUAAAGUCGGAAGUUAAGUGUUCUUAGUCACCAGCGCCUGGUUACUAUUUCCCUGUACUUGUGCUUCAGCAGUAAUGUGUGAUGUAGAGAUAAACACCUCUGCAAUGAGGAAGUGUGAUAAUGUCCAUAUUUGCAUGUUAAAGCGAGUUAGCUGAACAGCAGCAUUAUGGGAAACCAGGCUUUAGACUCUUUAGACUUUGGGUUCUGCGUUUCAUGUCUGUUUUUAAUUGAAAGUUGAUGAAACACGCUGCUGUCUGCGUCAAAGCUCGAGCUCUUGCUACAUGCAGGAUCGCUGUAUUUGAUGCCCAAGCUGCACUUUGACUUUAAAAACAAGCAGCAGGAGGGCAGAAUUACACACAAACAUAUUACAUUCCUCAUGUUUGCAUUCACACUCAAAGUCUAACUUUUACUUUUCUCCAUCUCUGCAAUACAUUUAGCUCAGGGUCUUUAGAUGAAACUCCUUUUAUGAACUCCAACCUCAGUAUAGUCCCCUCCCAAAGAACCUAAAGGCGUCCCCAUUUAGCGUCAGUGUUUGUAUCCGGAUUAUUGUUAACGUUUUCUAGAAGCAACCGCUCUGACAUUAAGUGAGCAACAAGAUAGAAACUGUACCGGCUCGAGAGAAGGUGUGACUCACACGAUUGCUCACACACACCACACCCGCACUUACUCAAAGGAUUUCCUCACCGGGCUGCCAGUUCCUCUUUGUUGGAGAGAAACACGACUUUAGCACUUACUUCAUAAAGCACACGUACCGAACCGAUAAGCAAAACAGGAGCUAUUUAUUCUGUAGUUUGAGAGGUUUCGCUGUCUUUCAGUCCCUCACCAAAAGCCAUCCAGUGUGCUCUCAGUAAAAGCUAUUCCUCUUGGGUCAGGGUGCCUGAAGUGAUAUAUUCCUGUUGUUUUCAUCUCAGGGCAUGCUGCUCACUCUCUGCUCACUUUGUUGUGUAUUCUUAAUGUUAUUCUUAUAGGCCUAUUAUUAUUAUUUAUGUGCUGGACUUAUACUUUAUAUUUUUUAUGUAAAUAAUGUGCUCACGUGUCUUAUAAGGAAGUGUUGCGAUUAUGCCGGGAGACAGGUGAUUUUAGGAUGCUUAAGGUGUUAUUUAAAAGAAGAUGCUGUUGUGGUUACUGUGUAAUGAGUAAUAAAUGGAAAUGUUUGACUGCAGCGGAUUGGGAAGGUGGCAGCGAGGAUUAGAGUCGAGGUGGUACUGGGAAGUAAAGCAAACGUGGAAAUGGAGAUGAGUCAGAUGGUUUUAGGGGGGAGGAAGAUGAUUAAAUGCUUUGAUGGAUUUGGAAACGUGACGGUCUGGGAUGGAGCGUUUAAAGGAACAGGUUGAUAUUCUACAACUCCUUUAAAGUUCUGAUGUUGAGUGUUCAGAUAUGUAGGUAUGAAAGGGCUCUUUAGGUGCAGAGAAAGUGGGGAUGAUGAUGAUGAUUUCAGUGUAGUUUUAGAAAGAGAUAAGUUUGUCCCAAGACGCUGACAGAACCACUGUAUAAUGUGAAACACGAGGUGCUAUCGAUUUACGGGAUUUGCCAUCUUUUGUUCGAGUAAGACUCGAAUGAAAACUCCUCACCUCUCCUAAAAGUGCAGAUUCUGAUUGCCCGUCACCUCCAGUGAAACAUUCCUCUUUUGUUCCGAGGUGCCAAACCGAAUAAGACCACAUUGUGUUUAUGUUUGUUGUUGUCACCGGCUGGUACAAUGGCCUUUGUGUCGGGGAGCUGGGCGUCCCCAGCCACGGCCAUGCUCUCAUCUGUAUGCUGUCAUCCUUUAAAAACUGGAGCAACACACUGUAAAAAGGUUUUCAUCUCAAUGAUUAAUCUCAGAGAGUUGGCAGAUUCUACUUGAGCUUGCUGUAAGAACUUUUCUCCAAACAGCUGGGAAGUAUCUGUUUGAUAUGUAAGGAAAUAAGCUUGAAUCUUACUUCAUCUCAAGUCAGUCUACUCUGCUUUUUUCUCAGUCCCUCCAGGAUUUCACAGGCUUCAUGGCAGCUUUUCUAAAACAUUGUGAUGCAUGUUGUGAUAUUUUUUGCCAUUUUGUUUCAAUGAAACUGCAAAAGAAAGUGAAAAUUUAAAAAAGGAGUUGCUAUUUGUUUCUAUAAUUCAUUUAAAUUAAAUCAAAGGCAACUCGUUCCAGUGAGAAUAAAACCACCAGUAGUGAGCUGCUGUGACUGGAGAAACUCACAGGAAACUAGUGAUUGGACUAAAUUGCGUUAAUUGUUGCGGUCUCGACAUUGAAACUUCCUGGAGGGACUGUUUCCUAAUACCUCUCCGGGUUGACCGCGUCUCGGAAUAAUCUUGAUUCAGGCUGAAAUGAUGCAACUCGACGUUUCUCAAGCUCAGCUGUACCGACUCCUGUCGCAGCAGCAUCUGUAAAAAAGAUUGUAAAGACUCGACGAGUUGCUCAACCUUGAGAGAGAAGAUGGACUUGUUUUGCGUUGAUGUCAGAGAUUUCACUUUGCAGGAUGACGAAGCGGCUCGUGUUUGCUGGCAUUGUCUGUCUGUCACUUGAACAUGACUUAUGCUGUGGUGUUGAUUUUGUUAUUUUGUACAGCUAUUGUGCUGUUAUUUUCAGCAGCUAGUCACCCGGUGGCCUCUCUCUCUCUCUCUCUCUCUCUCUCUCUCUCUCUCUCUGUACGCUCAUUGUCUGAGCGGGAGGUGCUUAGCUGGCAGUUGAGGCCGUCGUCCUCAAGAAGUGGAGCACCAAUAACGUCAGGCGACUGAUGUCACCCAACAUUCCUGUUUGUUGUGUGAGACUGUAGAGACGUUAGAGACAAAACCAGCCACAAGCACAAGCAAAGAAAUGUGCAAGAAAUGUAUGUUUAUUUUGCAUUUUAUAUUUUUUUAAUGUAUGAGCAUUCUGAUUGCGUCUGAAAUGACUAAAAAAAAAAAAAAAAGACAUAAUCCCCUUUGUAUUCUGAUCAACUGCAGGCUAAUAUGUAAAAGCAUCACAAAGCAAACUGAAAAAGCUCAUUAAAGGUUGUAGAAAAUAUCCAA
Molecule: messenger RNA, 5030 nt
Organism: Dicentrarchus labrax (European seabass)
Lineage: Eukaryota; Metazoa; Chordata; Actinopteri; Moronidae
Gene: stk17b
Product: serine/threonine kinase 17b (apoptosis-inducing)
Exons: 7
Coding region: 488-1555 (355 amino acids)
Biological process (GO): intracellular signal transduction; positive regulation of apoptotic process; protein phosphorylation
Cellular component (GO): nucleus
Molecular function (GO): ATP binding; protein serine/threonine kinase activity
Source: RefSeq, a predicted model, not a curated record